AUGGCAGUGGCGCGUGCGCAGGAUGAACUUGGCCAUGCUGCGUACCUAUCAUACCAUUCCCACUGCUGUCAAACAUACCUCACGCACAAGGAGGGUCUUCUGGAUCACAAGGCUCUAGCGGGUCAGGACCUUCAGGGGAGUCUGGAGGAUCUAGCAGUUCAGGAAAGCCAUCAGGACCAGGGUCUCCUGGAUCACAAGGCUCUAGCGGAUCAGGAAAUUCAGGCGAGUCCGGAGGAUCUAGCAGUUCGGGACAGCCAUCAGGACCAGGGUCUCCUGGCUCACAAGGCUCUAGCGGGUCAGGAACUUCAGGCGAGUCUGGAGGGUCUAGCAGUUCGGGACAGCCAUCAGGACCAGGGUCUCCUGGAUCGCAAGGCUCUAGCGGGUCAGGAAAUUCAGGCGAGUCUGGAGGAUCUAGCAGUUCAGGACAGCCAUCAGGCCAAGGAGGGUCAGGAAACUCAGGCCAAUCUGGAAGUUCAGGACAAUCUUCAGGACAAGAAGGGUCCUCUGGAUCAACAGAACCUAGUGCGUCAGGAAGUUCAGGUCAAUCUGGAGGAUCUGGCAGUUCAGGACAGUCAUCAGGACAAGGAGGGUCUUCUGGACCACAAGGAUCUAGCGGCUCAGGAAAUUCAGGCCAAUCUGGAAGUUCAGGACAAUCAUCAGGACAAGAAGGGUCUUCUGGAUCAACAGAACCUAGUGGGUCAGGAAGUUCAGGACAGUCAUCAGGACAAGGAGGGUCUUCUGGACCACAAGGAUCUAGCGGGUCAGGAAAUUCAGGCCAAUCUGGAGGAUCUGGCAGUUCAGGACAGUCAUCAGGACAAGGAGGGUCUUCUGGACCACAAGGAUCUAGCGGGUCAGGAAAUUCAGGCCAAUCUGGAGGAUCUGGCAGUUCAGGACAGUCAUCAGGACAAGGAGGGUCUUCUGGACCACAAGGAUCUAGCGGGUCAGGAAAUUCAGGCCAAUCUGGAGGAUCUGGCAGUUCAGGACAGUCAUCAGGACAAGGAGGGUCUUCUGGACCACAAGGAUCUAGCGGGUCAGGAAAUUCAGGCCAAUCUGGAGGAUCUGGCAGUUCAGGACAGUCAUCAGGACAAGGAGGGUCUUCUGGACCACAAGGAUCUAGCGGGUCAGGAAAUUCAGGCCAAUCUGGAGGAUCUGGCAGUUCAGGACAGUCAUCAGGACAAGGAGGGUCUUCUGGACCACAAGGAUCUAGCGGGUCAGGAAAUUCAGGCCAAUCUGGAGGAUCUGGCAGUUCAGGACAGUCAUCAGGACAAGGAGGGUCUUCUGGACCACAAGGAUCUAGCGGGUCAGGAAAUUCAGGCCAAUCUGGAGGAUCUGGCAGUUCAGGACAGUCAUCAGGACAAGGAGGGUCUUCUGGACCACAAGGAUCUAGCGGGUCAGGAAAUUCAGGCCAAUCUGGAGGAUCUGGCAGUUCAGGACAGUCAUCAGGACAAGGAGGGUCUUCUGGACCACAAGGAUCUAGCGGGUCAGGAAAUUCAGGCCAAUCUGGAGGAUCUGGCAGUUCAGGACAGUCAUCAGGACAAGGAGGGUCUUCUGGACCACAAGGAUCUAGCGGGUCAGGAAAUUCAGGCCAAUCUGGAGGAUCUGGCAGUUCAGGACAGUCAUCAGGACAAGGAGGGUCUUCUGGACCACAAGGAUCUAGCGGGUCAGGAAAUUCAGGCCAAUCUGGAGGAUCUGGCAGUUCAGGACAGUCAUCAGGACAAGGAGGGUCUUCUGGACCACAAGGAUCUAGCGGGUCAGGAAAUUCAGGCCAAUCUGGAGGAUCUGGCAGUUCAGGACAGUCAUCAGGACAAGGAGGGUCUUCUGGACCACAAGGAUCUAGCGGGUCAGGAAAUUCAGGCCAAUCUGGAGGAUCUGGCAGUUCAGGACAGUCAUCAGGACAAGGAGGGUCUUCUGGACCACAAGGAUCUAGCGGGUCAGGAAAUUCAGGCCAAUCUGGAGGAUCUGGCAGUUCAGGACAGUCAUCAGGACAAGGAGGGUCUUCUGGACCACAAGGAUCUAGCGGGUCAGGAAAUUCAGGCCAAUCUGGAGGAUCUGGCAGUUCAGGACAGUCAUCAGGACAAGGAGGGUCUUCUGGACCACAAGGAUCUAGCGGGUCAGGAAAUUCAGGCCAAUCUGGAGGAUCUGGCAGUUCAGGACAGUCAUCAGGACAAGGAGGGUCUUCUGGACCACAAGGAUCUAGCGGGUCAGGAAAUUCAGGCCAAUCUGGAGGAUCUGGCAGUUCAGGACAGUCAUCAGGACAAGGAGGGUCUUCUGGACCACAAGGAUCUAGCGGGUCAGGAAAUUCAGGACAGUCAUCAGGACAAGGAGGGUCUUCUGGAUCAGGAAAUUCAGGACAGUCUGGAAGUUCUGGACAGUCAUCAGGACAAGAAGGGUCCUCUGGAUCAACAGAACCUAGUGGGUCACAAAGUUCAGGCCAAUCUGGAGGAGCUGGCAGUUCAGGACAGUCAUCAGGACAAGGAGGGUCUUCUGGAUCAGGAAAUUCAGGACAGUCUGGAAGUUCUGGACAGUCAUCAGGACAAGAAGGGUCCUCUGGAUCAACAGAACCUAGUGGGUCACAAAGUUCAGGCCAAUCUGGAGGAGCUGGCAGUUCAGGACAGUCAUCAGGACAAGGAGGGUCUUCUGGAUCAGGAAAUUCAGGACAGUCUGGAAGUUCUGGACAGUCAUCAGGACAAGAAGGGUCCUCUGGAUCAACAGAACCUAGUGGGUCACAAAGUUCAGGCCAAUCUGGAGGAGCUGGCAGUUCAGGACAGUCAUCAGGACAAGGAGGGCCUUCUGGAUCACAAGGAUCUAGCGGGUCCGGCAAUUCAGGUGGUUCUGGAGGAGCUGGUGGAUCCGGAGGUUCCGGGGGAUCUGGCGGCUCUGGAGGAUCUGGCGGUUCUGGAGGAUCUGGCGGUUCAGGAGAGUCUAGCGGUACAGGAGGGUCUGGUGGUAGCGGCGGGUCUAGCGACACAGGAGGUUCAGGAGGGGUUACCCUGUAUGUAG
Messenger RNA from Cryptotermes secundus, 3000 nucleotides. RefSeq names its product repetin-like. The record is from RefSeq and is a predicted model, not a curated record. Lineage: Eukaryota; Metazoa; Arthropoda; Insecta; Blattodea; Kalotermitidae. The transcript has 4 exons. The coding region runs from base 1 to 3000 and encodes 999 amino acids.